Molecule: messenger RNA, 2217 nt
Organism: Gymnodraco acuticeps
Lineage: Eukaryota; Metazoa; Chordata; Actinopteri; Perciformes; Bathydraconidae
Product: tubulin alpha chain-like
Exons: 4
Coding region: 135-1484 (449 amino acids)
Biological process (GO): microtubule cytoskeleton organization; mitotic cell cycle
Cellular component (GO): microtubule; cytoplasm
Molecular function (GO): GTP binding; structural constituent of cytoskeleton
Source: RefSeq, a predicted model, not a curated record
AUCAGUGGGUUCUCCCAUUACAGCAGAGAUCAAAUCACUGUUCACCUUAAGCUGAAAGUAUAAAAGGGCAGAGAAUAAAUGCUCUUUCCACAUCUUCUUACCGAUACCUGGACUUUGGAGAAGAAACAGAAACUAUGCGUGAAUGUAUCUCUAUUCAUGUGGGCCAAGCUGGAGCUCAGAUUGGCAAUGCCUGCUGGGAGCUGUACUGUCUGGAGCAUGGGCUGCAGCCUGACGGACAGAUGUCCAGUGGCAGGAUCACUGGAAAAGGAGACGUCUGCUUCAACACCUUCUUCAGUGAGACAGGGGCAGGAAAGCAUGUUCCCAGAGCCAUCUUUGUCGACCUGGAACCCACUGUCAUCGAUGAGGUGCGUACAGGAACCUACCGUCAGCUGUUCCACCCUGAGCAGCUGAUUACAGGAAAGGAAGAUGCUGCCAACAACUACGCCCGAGGACAUUACAGCAUCGGCAAGGAGAUCAUUGAUAUGGUUCUGGACAGGACUCGUAAAAUGGCUGAUCAGUGCACUGGCCUGCAGGGAUUUCUGGUCUUUCACUCCUUUGGUGGAGGCACAGGCUCUGGUUUCACGUCCCUGCUCAUGGAGAGACUCUCUGUUGAUUAUGGUAAAAAGUCUAAGCUUGAGUUUGCCAUCUACCCGGCCCCCCGUGUCUCCACAGCUGUGGUUGAGCCUUACAACUCCAUCCUGACCACCCACACCACCCUGGAGCACUCCGACUGUGCUUUUAUGGUGGACAAUGAGGCCAUCUACGACAUCUGCCGCAGAAACCUAGAUAUUGAACGCCCGUCGUACACCAACCUGAACAGGCUCAUCAGCCAGAUUGUGUCUUCAAUCACAGCCUCGCUUCGCUUCGAUGGAGCCCUGAAUGUCGACCUCACAGAGUUCCAGACCAACUUGGUGCCCUACCCUCGUAUCCACUUCCCUCUGGCCACCUAUGCUCCAGUCAUCUCCGCAGAGAAAGCCUACCAUGAGCAGCUGUCCGUUGCUGAGAUCACAAACUCUUGCUUUGAGCCAGCCAAUCAGAUGGUGAAGUGUGAUCCUCGUCAUGGUAAAUACAUGGCCUGCUGUCUGCUGUAUCGCGGUGAUGUGGUGCCCAAAGAUGUCAACACAGCCAUUGCUGCCAUCAAGAGCAAAGGCGCUAUCCAGUUUGUGGACUGGUGCCCCACAGGCUUCAAGGUGGGCAUCAACUAUCAGCCUCCAACAGUGGUCCCCGGUGGAGACCUGGCCAAGGUGCAGAGGGCUGUGUGCAUGCUGAGCAACACCACAGCCAUCGCUGAGGCCUGGGCCCGUCUCGACCACAAGUUUGACCUCAUGUACGCCAAAAGAGCCUUUGUCCACUGGUAUGUUGGGGAGGGCAUGGAGGAGGGAGAGUUCUCCGAGGCCAGAGAAGAUAUGGCUGCCCUGGAGAAGGAUUAUGAAGAGGUCGGCACUGACAGCAUGGGAGAAGAGGAUGAAGAAGAGGAAUACUGAUGGUCCUAAGGCCUGUAUUUAAGUCAGUAACAUGUUAUUUUAACCUGGUUUUCAAAUGGGCCAAUUAGUUGUAUGUAGCGAUGAAUAGUAUAGGCUAAAUGUACGAAUAAAGCAACAAUUUGAUUAAGAGAAACCAUAUAAUUAUCCUUAUUAUUAACAUAAAUAUCAAAACCCAGCAACAUGGUGAAUGGAAAACAUUUCUUAAGUAUUUCUUAAAAUGAGUUGCACGAUGAGGAACUCAGUAGGAUAUUCUGCAUACUCUGACACAUUGUCACAUUUUAUGUGAAACACAAACCAAACCUAACCCAAGAUAUUAACUUAAGAUAUUCAAUAUUUUUUCAAUGUGAUUACAUUUCAAAGACUCAUUAGUUAUGGUCCUAUGUAACCUCAAAUGUGUGGGCAGAUUUAUUUUGAGCCUUUUUUUCUUUUUGCCGUAUCAGACUGGGAACCCUCUCUUUUGUGCACCUCCCCCCACUAUCCUCUCCCAUGUGGAAUGUAAGUUAUGAAAAGCUUCUAUGUCAGUUUCGAUAUACCAUUCAGCUGUGAGUGUGUGAGAGCAAGAGGGAGAGAAAAUGACUGACUCACUCCCUGACUGGCGUUGUUUGUGUAGUUCAUACCCAGACAGUGGCCUGCAGCAACAAUGGGUUCACAGUUAUAUGAAUUACAGCUCUGUGAUCCAAAGAGGGCUGUUGAAAAGUUGUACCAUGGAUAAAACACUGGCCUUGACAUUUCA